This is a messenger RNA of Hevea brasiliensis (rubber tree), 831 nucleotides long. RefSeq names its product probable WRKY transcription factor 75. The record is from RefSeq and is a predicted model, not a curated record. Gene Ontology annotation, biological process: regulation of DNA-templated transcription. Lineage: Eukaryota; Viridiplantae; Streptophyta; Magnoliopsida; Malpighiales; Euphorbiaceae. The transcript has 3 exons. Gene Ontology annotation, molecular function: DNA-binding transcription factor activity; sequence-specific DNA binding. The coding region runs from base 167 to 655 and encodes 162 amino acids.
GUGUCGUUCACAACCUUUUUAUUGCUAUAUUUAUGUCCCUUGAUUUUUCAUAUUCUUUUUCUCUCCACAAAUUUUAAGUUAAUUUGACUAUUUGAGGGUUUAUAUUUUUAAAUUUGACUAUUUUCUUAUAAUUGAGGGGUCGCCUUCUUAUCCUGUAUCGUCAACCAUGACAAAUUCUCAUGUUUUUAACAAUUUUCAAGGGGAUACUUCAAAUGGGUUCUUGGGAUUGAAGAUGGACAAUCAAGCAGCAGCACUACUACCAAGAACAGAAUUCAAGGACCUUAACUCAUCAUCACAAAGUGCAAGCUUUGCAAGUGGGUCUGAAACUGAGCUAAAACCAGGCAAAAAGAAGGGGGAAAAGAAGAUUAGAAAACCCAGAUAUGCUUUUCAAACUAGGAGCCAAGUUGAUAUACUUGAUGAUGGUUAUCGGUGGAGGAAGUAUGGCCAAAAAGCUGUCAAAAACAACAAAUUCCCGAGGAGCUACUAUCGGUGCACGCAUCAAGGGUGCAAUGUAAAGAAACAAGUGCAACGCCUAACCAAAGAUGAAGGCAUUGUAGUAACAACUUAUGAAGGGAUGCAUACUCAUCCUAUAGACAGGCAAACUGACAACUUUGAACAUAUCUUGAACCAGAUGCAAAUUUACACUUCCUUUUGAAGUUUAGAUCAAAUUAUGUACACUUCUCUGUAAUGGAUAUAAAUAUUGAUCCUACUCCUUCAAUAUAUAUUGCAAUAAGGCUAUUUUCUUGGGUAUGGCAACAGAAGUCCAUCCUUUAGUAAUUAAGUUUUUAUUGAUCAUAAAUGUUCUUUAUAGACAUUGUAAGUUUGCUUUAA